Drosophila rhopaloa is the source of this 1703-nucleotide messenger RNA. Its product is annotated as SET domain-containing protein 4. The coding region runs from base 180 to 1517 and encodes 445 amino acids. Gene Ontology annotation, biological process: peptidyl-lysine dimethylation; peptidyl-lysine trimethylation; positive regulation of transcription by RNA polymerase II. The transcript is spliced from 2 exons. Gene Ontology annotation, molecular function: histone H3K36 methyltransferase activity; histone H3K4 methyltransferase activity; transcription coactivator activity. The record is from RefSeq and is a predicted model, not a curated record. NCBI's taxonomy places the organism in Eukaryota, Metazoa, Arthropoda, Insecta, Diptera, Drosophilidae.
UGAGUAAUGGCCGGACUCCUUCAUCUGACCAAGAAGUGCAGCAUUCAUCUACCCGCUCACUUAGGACGCGCGAAAUGCUACACGUUCGUUAAGGGAACACACGUGCAGGCCAGAGUGCAAGCAUAGAGAUAUAGAUAAAGACCAAAACAGCGCACACACAGACUACUAGAUCGGAAAUAAUGGGUCGCACUCAGCGCCUCCGGCUUCAGAGGGCUCAGAAAUCAGCAGAGGAUUCCAGCUCCCUACAGAAUCUCUACGUUCACCUUCACUCCCUCGGCUGGCAGAACCACACUCACCUAUCCGCUCAGAACUAUGCUCAGACUGGAAGGGGCUUGUGCUCGAAACAGGACACCUUCUACCCAGAGGACGAGCUCAUUCGUCUGCCCGUUGAUUGCCUCAUAAGCAUAGCCACCCUGGAAUCGGAUAUGGAAUUCAAAAGUCUCUUCAACAAGGACCUAUUCGACAAGGACGCUAGGAUUUCCUUUCAAGCGUUGGUCGCCUGUUAUCUUAUGUACCACAAGCACCUACAGGAUUGUUCUAAAUCCUCUGGUUACGCUGCUUAUUUGGACACUCUGCCCAGAAGCUACUCUGCUCCCUAUUUCUGCUCCAUACCCGAGCUGCAAUGUCUGCCGGAAUCUUUGCUAGAGCGAACUGUUGCCCAGAACCGCCAGAUACGGGGAUACUACGAGAUAAUCAAAGGUCUGGUGAGUUUUCUCAGCUGCGAUUGCUGUGGGAAGAGUUAUGGCCUGGAGAUCUGGACACUCGCUGAAUUCAAAUGGGCCUACUUCACAGUAAACACAAGAAGCGUCCACCUCAGCUCCCGCUUUCUGAAAAAGCAGAGCAGUCACUUCCAGGCUUUGAUCAGUGGCGACACCAAUCUGGCAUUGGCUCCGUUCCUGGACCUUUUCAACCACUCCGACAGUGUUCAAACUACGGCAGAGAUUCACGGCCAAGAUUAUGUCCUUUCAUUGAAAUCCCUACCUUUUUCCAAAACCAAAAUCUAUGACCAACUGUUCAUCAGUUACGGUGCUCUGCCUAACUUUAAGCUUUUAACAGAGUAUGGUUUUUGGUUAAAAGAAAAUAAGCACGAUUACUUUGAUUUAUCUCUGCUGGACAUUGAGCACAUGGUUAAGCAUAAUAAGGAGCUAUCCACGCAGACCUACCACCGGAACAUAUUCAAGUUUAUCAGGGAGCACAAUCUAAACGAUCAGAUGUUUGUGCACAUCGACGAUGGCUGCUCGCACAAUUUAAGGGUGGUGCUGCACCUGAUCUUCAAGCAGCAGGCCUACUUCCCAAACAUACUUAACCAAAUCGCCUUUGGUGACGCUGAACAGUUCGAGGAUGUGCAGCCGGAGCUGUCCUAUCUGGUGGCCUACAAAAUAAAGGAGUACCAAAUCUUUGUGGGAGAGCUGGAUAAACUUCCAAAGCCGUCGGAGAGUGGGUCGGUUGCACGGUCUUACCUGGAGGAGUGCAUUCGCUAUCUGGCUAACUUUCAAAUAACUCAUCCAGUAGAAUAGAAAUAAUCGAGGCUGUGCUUAGAUUUAAAAUCAGUACAAAGCAUUUUUUGAUAAUUUCAGGCACCUUAAAUAAAGUAAUAACAGUUUAAACAGUUAAAUUAACAUAUAUCCUUUAAGACAUUUUAUUAACACCGCAAACAAAAUUGUUUAUUUUUGUAAUAAAUACCAGAACAAUAUUUAUGACGA